GUUUUAGAAACAGUAGUGUGUGUUAUAUCCUAGUUUCAAUCAUGGAGAAAAUCAAUGAAACGCUUGCCGAACUAACCUAUCCCAUUUUAAGGUUGUUUUGGUCACCCUAAAGAUGCUCGUUCAGGUCAGGAUAUAAAUGUGGAAGAAUAUGUUCGUCUGAAAUUCAUCAGCAAUGGCAUUGUAUUACUUGGAAUUAUUAAAGAAUCCAUUAAAUUUCCCGCCUGUAUCACGUGAUGUCAAUGUAUUUUUCGACGAGUGUCAGAAGCAAGUGUUUGCUGUUGCUACAGAAAAGAAUAAAACACGCGUUCAUGUAAAGGGUCCCAAUGAUGCGUCUGAUGCUAAUUUUCUUUUGCAAGAAAAGGGAAACGUCAUCUCAAUUAAGUUUUCUCCUGAUCAACGAAUUUUGGCUGUUCAGAGAUCAUCAAAAUCGAUCGAUUUUAUUAAUUUUUACGCAGGUGCAAGCACGGAGGAAUAUAGCCAAAGUUGUAAAGGACGGUCAACCCAGAUUAUUGGUUUCUGUUGGACUGGUUUGAACGACAUUGUUUUUGUCACUAAUCAAGGAAUUGAAUUUUAUCAAGCUCAAGGCGAAAAGUGUUCUCUAAAGCUCCUGAAACACUACAACGCUACUGUUAACUGGUUCGUGUUUCUACCAGAAAGUUCCGUUUUGUUGUUAUCCUCUGGAAUUAUGGGUAAUAUUAUUCAUCCUUAUUUAUUUAAAACAGGAAAUAUUAUGCGGCUACCAAAAUUUGAAGUGGAAAAUCCACCUUCCACAAGGAACCCGCAACCCGGAAGUCUGCUCGAACGAGAUGUAACUGUAGCUAACAUCUAUAAUAACAUAUACGUUGUCGUGUUAAGAAACCAACCACGAUCUUUUAAUGCUGUUGGUGCUGAGAUCGUGUUGUAUCAGCUUCAGAAGGAUACACCAGCUAAAAAGACAGCCGUGUUACGUCUGGGCGCGGUCGGUCGUUUUGCUGUUAAUGUCGUCGAUAACUUAGUUGCCGUCCACCACCAGGCUUCGAAAACAUCCAUGAUAUUUGACAUCAAUUGUCCAGGAGAGUUUGAUGGUCAAGUAACACAGUAUUAUCCCGUGUUGUCUCCCCUUCCAAUUGAACCUUAUAUGAUGCAAGUAAAACUGAACGAGCAUACAGAGAAUGGUGAAGGUGAAACAAGGGAAGUUGUAUGCGAAUCUUAUUCGCCCAACUGGGUUGUGUUUCAGCCCAACAUAAUAAUUGACGCAAAGCUUGGUUGCUUAUGGAAACUGAACGUCAAACUCUCUUAUAUGAUCAACAUGAUAGAAGAUAAAGGCAAAUUAAUUGAUUUUUUGUUGUUGCGAUCUGGUAGCAAGCCAGUUAUUAUAUCAGUGUGUAACGAAGUUCUCACUCCUGGUAGACAGACUAGUCUUGGUAACGUUGCUUUGAUUUUUGACAAAAUCAACGCAGUGUAUGCGGAAUAUUUGGAGCUAAACAGUACUGGCACGGCGUCUGUGCAAGAUACCACGAAGGAAAACGAACUAACUGGUCACUGGUUUCAAAAGCAGUCAGUCUUAGACCAACACGACAUGUACGCUGCCGUGUUUGCUUCUUUCGUUGAUCAGGAACAAGUUUCUCACAAGUUUGUCGUAGCUGUGUUAAUCGAAUAUCUACGAUCGCUGAGUCACCAUAAAAUUCCCGUAGAAUAUUAUUUGAACGAAUUUAUCAUUAAUCUUCUGGUGAAAAAGAAAUUAUUUUAUCAGCUGCAUCAGUUUAUACAAUAUCAUGUUUUAAGCGAUUCCAAAUCGCUAGCAUGUUUGUUGCUUUCGCUAGAACAGGUAUACCCUCCCGCGUAUGAUUUAGCGUUGGAUAUGAUGAAAAGACUUGGUACUGCACAAGAAGAAAUUAUUGAAACUUUGCUUCUGAAAGGUGUUAUUGUGUCAGCUUUAAAGCAGCUUCAGAAUUUCGACAUGAUUGAUUCUGCUGCACCACGGAAAUUCUUAGCCGCAGCUAUGAAAACAGGAGAUGAUAUGUUAUUUUAUACCGUGUUCACCUUCUUUCAACAAAGAAACAUUAAAUUAAGAAAGAAUCCUAAGUUUGUGAGAGGCGAACAAUGCGAGAUAUAUCAAAAACAUUUCGAAAAUGUGUUUGGUAGAGGAACUCGAAAAGACAUGGAUGGUUUAAUUGAAAGUCUAGGCCACCUAGACAUGGUAUGAUAACAAAAACAACAGCUUUCGGGAAGGUUGCUUUCAAGUACUGUAAUGCAUAUUUUUGUGUGAGAAUUUUGUUUCGUCAAGGAUUUCAUUUUGGUGUUUCCGUUUUAGAGUACCCGUGUUUUGUUAAUUUUUGUGCAAUGAUUGUCAUUCAGAUAUGAGAUCGGAACUUUACUAUAUUUUUUUAUAAACAAUACCAAAUUUAAGCAUUUGCCCCAAAAAAUUGCUAAACAAUGUGUUUGGAGUGAACAAGUAGUAGUAUUUCACUGACAAUCUUACCCAGGUAAACAAUGACUAAACAAUUUUUGAGGGUAUUUUUUUUACGUAGCUAAACAUUGUUUGGGGCGAGGUGCAAAAAAUGUUUUUCACCAAAAAUAAUGUUUGUAUGUUGCUGUUUUCUAGGCACACUUAAUUAGGAGAAACUUCCGUGGGAACGUUAUGGUUUAACUUUCUCAUUUCGCAAAAAAAAAUUUCUGAAUCUAUAAAAUGGUCAUUUCUGUAGAAAUCUUCUUUGCAUGUUCAAAUUUUCUGUACAGAUUUUAGUACAGAUGCGCGACAUUAGACUUUUACAAAAAAACAAAUUUGUUUGCGAAAACGCAUCUAUACCAUAGUUCGCUAUAUUUUCUCGUAUUUUUUAGCGCAUUUAAUUUUGGCGCACCUUAUUAGGUAAAAAAAUUUAACGCAUAGAAAAAUUCACGCCUAAUUUCUGCCGUAGCCAAAUUAAAUCCAUGCAAAAUUUUAUUCCUGUUCAUAAUCUAUUUUUUAUUUUAUUUUUUUAAACUUGUUAACUACACUUUCAUUCAAAUUUGUUAUACAGUUUUUAUACUGUAUAACAAAUACAGUAUAAAUAGUUGUUAUACUGUCGAAAUGGUAUCGAGAACUGUCAAAAUGAAAACGAUAACUGUCGAAAUGAAAACGAGAACUGUCGAAUGAAAACGAGAACUGUCGAAAUGAAAACAAGAACUGUCGAAUGAAAACGAGAACUGUCGAAAUAAAAACGGGUACUGUCGAAAAAAACCCCGAGAACUAUGACACCUCAGGAAAACUGAGAUAGUAAAUUGAUAGAUUGAUCUCACUGAAAAUAGUUUUAAGGGUAUACAAAACAGGAGUCUGACUACAUACGUUUACAGAAAUUGUCCUUAACAUUAAGAAACAUCCAGGUUGAACCCAGAAAUUGUGUUUUUUAUAAAAAAAGACGUGUAUUUUUACGGUGUAAGGUACUUUAAUGAUAGCAUUUAUGUGUUUCCACAUAAACAAAUUUAUAAGGUAGGCUGAGCUGGAGUUAACUUAUUAAAAUGUGCGAACAAAGCUGACAAACGAACGAGUGAAAUCGGAUAGGCAUCAAUUAAUUUUUUAUUUCGUUAAGGGGGUGUAUCAUAGACCUUUUUAUUUUGUUACUGGUUUUAAACAUGUUUUUCUUUAUUACUUUGUCUUGUUACUAUGUUAACAGAUUUUACACAGUGAAAAUGACUAUUUUAUAUAUUCAAUCUUUUUGUAUGCGCCCUGGUUGAUGCCAAGUAAAAAUAAUACUUCAAACAAGCUUAUUUUUUAUAUUUUUGUUUCAUGUUUACGCACGACUUAAUAUGUUGUAUGUAUUAUGCAACCUCGAUCCCAGGACCUGUUGUCUCUUUUUGCAUAUCGCGCAGCGCCGAUUAAAAUAAAAAGUCCUGGGAACGAAUUUGUGUGUUAUGUUUAUGUUGCCAAAUACGAUCUAAAUAUGUUUUAUACAA
Messenger RNA from Hydractinia symbiolongicarpus, 3912 nucleotides. Its product is annotated as regulator of MON1-CCZ1 complex-like. Bases 173 to 2185 code for a protein of 670 amino acids. Lineage: Eukaryota; Metazoa; Cnidaria; Hydrozoa; Anthoathecata; Hydractiniidae. Gene Ontology annotation, biological process: regulation of autophagy. Gene Ontology annotation, cellular component: late endosome membrane; Mon1-Ccz1 complex; lysosomal membrane. The transcript has 2 exons. The record is from RefSeq and is a predicted model, not a curated record.